AUGCAGAGUUGGAAUUUGCCAUCCAGCCCAAUACAACAGGCAAGCAGCUCUUUGAUCAGGGUGUUAGAACAGCACAAACUGACAAAAGAACAGUGGGAAGAAAGAAUACAGAACUGGCAUGAAGAGCACAGGGGAAUGUUAAGGGAAGAUUCUAUGAUGGAAUACCUUAAGAUAGCACAAGACUUGGAAAUGUAUGGAGUCAACUAUUUUGAAAUAAAGAAUAAAAAAGGAACUGAAUUGUGGCUGGGAGUUGAUGCUUUGGGUCUGAAUAUUUAUGAGCAUGAUGAUAAGCUGACACCCAAGAUUGGUUUUCCUUGGAGCGAAAUAAGAAACAUCUCUUUUAACGACAAAAAAUUUGUCAUAAAGCCAAUUGACAAAAAGGCCCCUGAUUUUGUUUUUUAUGCACCCCGUCUGAGAAUUAACAAGCGAAUUUUGGCACUUUGUAUGGGAAAUCAUGAAUUGUACAUGAGGAGGAGGAAACCUGAUACAAUUGAAGUGCAACAGAUGAAGGCCCAAGCUAGAGAAGAGAAACAUCAGAAACAAUUGGAAAGGGCACAAUUAGAAAAUGAGAAGAAGAAAAGGGAGAUAGCAGAAAAGGAGAAGGAGAGAAUAGAGCGUGAAAAGGAAGAACUAAUGGAACGCUUAAGACAAAUUGAGGAACAAACCAUGAAGGCUCAGAAAGAGCUAGAGGAACAGACUAGAAGAGCUCUAGAAUUGGAUCAAGAACGAAAGCGUGCAAAAGAGGAAGCAGAGCGCCUGGAAAAAGAACGUCGAGCAGCUGAAUCAGCUAAAGCUGCUCUAGCCAAGCAAGCAGCUGAUCAAAUGAAGAACCAGGAACAGCUAGCAGCAGAAAUUGCUGAAUUCACAGCCAAGAUUGCACUUCUAGAGGAGGCCAAGAAAAAGAAAGAAGAGGAAGCUUCAGAAUGGCAGCACAAAGCUUUUGCAGCCCAAGAGGACUUGGAAAAGACCAAAGAAGAAUUGAAAUCUGUGAUGUCUGCUCCUCCUCCACCCCCUCCCCCACCAGUUAUUCCUCCAACAGAGAAUGAACAUGAUGAGCAUGAUGAGAACAAUGCUGAAGCCAGUGCCGAACUGUCUUCUGAUGGUGUUAUGAAUCACAGGAGUGAAGAAGAACGGGUAACAGAAACACAGAAAAACGAACGUGUUAAGAAACAGCUCCAGGCUUUAAGUUCUGAGUUGGCUCAAGCCAGAGAUGAAACCAAGAAAACACAAAAUGAUGUCCUUCAUGCUGAGAAUGUUAAAGCAGGCCGCGAUAAGUACAAGACUCUCCGACAAAUCCGACAAGGCAAUACAAAGCAGCGUAUUGAUGAGUUUGAAGCAAUGUGAGAGCUGUUACUUUGCAUAUAUGUUCCUCAUAAAGCUGAACCACCAACAGAGAAAAAAAAGCAGGCCUUUGCAGAUUUGAUGGAUUGCACCCCACUUUGCCAAAGCACUUAAUACCAGGUUGACUACAGUGACUAGAAGACAAAUUUUUAGGGAAGCUAUUCAACAGUAAGGCAGUCUGUCAACCCUAGGUUUUGAGGGGGGGGAGGGUGUGGAGGUUAAUAGCAGUUUUUUCCCCAUCGUGUUUUUAGUUUCACUGCUUCCCGCCCCAGAUGCGAAGCAUAGAAUGGAAACAGAUGCGAAGUAUAGAAUGACUGACAAGUGUAUAUAUUGCUUAACUUUAAGAAAUAGAAAGAAGAAUGGAACUGAACCUAAACUGGAUAGGUACUAUUUCAGUAUGAAGUUUGAAAUUAGUUUUUGAUGUAGCUACACCAUUAAGAGUUUAAUAUUCGCUGACUUUCAGUUUUGGUUGUUUUUUCCUUGUUUUGGUUUUUUUUUGUUUGUUUUGUUUUUGUGUUUUGUUUUUUGGGGUUUUUUUUUUUUUUUUUUUUUUCUCCCAAGUGAAAUUCUUGUGGUGUUUCAUGUCCUGUCAUCAUUGAUGGUUUUCUUUGCCUACCUGUUCACAAAGGUCUGGAUGGCAGGUGGUAGUUCCAGGAAAUGUUUUUAAAUGGAACACUACCUGUGGGCAGCACAUGGCUGCUGAUAGGCUCGAGUAAGUAUUGCUUUCCUAGGUAAUUCUUUUAGAUGUGUAAAGUGUUCUAAUGCAGCAAAGUGGGAAAAAAUAAAAAAAAAAGCUUGAUGUGCUAUUUGCUUGUUAUUAUUUUAUUUGCAGUAGGGAGACCUGGACCUUUCUGGCAAGGGAGCAUAUGAAAACAUCAGUCCCAGGGAGGGGACAGUAUCCUACCUCACUACUAUGUACAUGCUGACUGGUCCUUCAAACACCAUGAAAAAACUGUUUAAAUUGACUGUCACUACACAGUGAUAUCACAGAUUGCUAGGAGUCUUUACUCCUGGGAUUUUUGUUUUACUUCAGGAUGGAUUUAUAGUGCUAAAUACUGUCUAACUGCCUUCUGUUGAGUUUAUAUUGUAAAAACAUCUGGUGUGUUUUAAAGCUGUAACUUGUCACUGGUAUACUAUUUUCUGGGAGGGGUGUAGAAUGUGCGUGUCAGUCAGUUUGGGUUUCCAAAUACAAAACGAAAGUUUCCAGAAUUGGAGUAGAAGUGUGGUAGCUUCAGUUUUCAGUGAAGCUAGUAUUGUAAUAAUCAUAUCUGAUGUCAGAUCAAUAAGUCCUUUCCCUCUUGAAAAGGAGACCUGCUUUUUUGAGAAAUUUGCUUAUAAAUUGAACUUUAAUAACAACUUUACAGUUAAUGUGGACUGCAUUUAUCCCUUAUGUUAGAGUUCCCUAGUAAAUAUCUACAAUGGAAGAACCUAACUUUCUCUGAGGAUGGUUCAGCUUUUUUUCUGUUUGAUAUUAUGCACUCAUAAAUUUACACUUAUCUAUUAAAAUUUGCCAUUUUAUUAAACAUUUUUUUUCAUGCACAAUAGGUUUAAAUUUCUUACAAACAGUCCAACUAUUUUUUUUUUAUUUUGUGGAGUAAAAAUUUGGCUAUGUGGGGUGACAUCAUGAAAGUUAAAUAAAGAUACAUUAAUAUAUUUUUGGUUUGUGGGGCUAAACAUAUCUGCUUCACCAUAAAGACUGAUGUGCAGAUGCUGUGCACAUGCUUCGAAAUGCUGCUUGGUGGAAGUUGGUGUUUCAGCUUGCAGUGCAUUGUAAGAACAGUUUUUGUUUUAUAGGCUUCAUACACCGAAGCUUAAGCAAAUUUAUGAAGUGUUUGAACAGUUUGCCAUAGCAGGUGAAAUACUGUGCUUCCAGUGAGUUUUCAUUUUUCCCUGGAAAGUGUGCACUAACACUGAUACAUCAGUUUCAGUGUUGGGGAAAAACACCAGUAAAGUUUAUUGUUCAUAAAUCUACAACAAGUAGGGUAGGGCUGAAUGAAUUAGAUCCAUUUAUAAAGCUGUGUGAUUUUUUUUUUUUUUUUUCUAAAUCUAAACAACCAGGAACAACCAUUUGUAAUACAGAUUUUCACAACGAACAAAGUGGUAAUAGCUGCUGUCAUCAGCAGUUGGGAACACUUACUGGUGCAGAAAUACUAAGAAUACAUUUAAUGAUUACUUGGUGAAGUAAUUUUCCACAUGCUUUUUCCUUUAGCAUCAUGUUUUGUGUUGUACAAUUAAGCUACAAUUACAUCUACUAUUUUGGAUAACAUUCAUUGGUUAACAAUAAAGAGAUAAAGUUAA
Molecule: messenger RNA, 3639 nt
Organism: Myiozetetes cayanensis
Lineage: Eukaryota; Metazoa; Chordata; Aves; Passeriformes; Tyrannidae
Gene: RDX
Product: radixin
Exons: 10
Coding region: 1-1344 (447 amino acids)
Biological process (GO): regulation of cell shape; regulation of organelle assembly; positive regulation of protein localization to early endosome
Cellular component (GO): cytoskeleton; microvillus; adherens junction
Molecular function (GO): actin binding; cell adhesion molecule binding
Source: RefSeq, a predicted model, not a curated record